Messenger RNA from Lycium ferocissimum, 820 nucleotides. RefSeq names its product non-specific lipid transfer protein GPI-anchored 14-like. The transcript has 3 exons. The record is from RefSeq and is a predicted model, not a curated record. NCBI's taxonomy places the organism in Eukaryota, Viridiplantae, Streptophyta, Magnoliopsida, Solanales, Solanaceae. Bases 106 to 693 code for a protein of 195 amino acids.
GUCUAUAUAUCUUUUUACUCUCACUAUCUUCUCAUAAUAGAUACCUACUACCAAAAGGCAAAACAGGGUUCAAGACACCUCAGUUCCCUCUAGCAACAUUUCAAUAUGGCUUCUUGCAACACAAAAUAUCAAUUCAUAUUGGUGUUGUUCUUCAUGUUAUGUGUAUUUGGAAAUUCAGACACAGAAAAGGACAAACAAGAGUGUACACAAUCAUUGAUUGGUUUAGCAACAUGUUUGCCCUAUGUUGGAGGUAAUGCACCAGCUCCGACACCAGAUUGCUGCACUGGAUUGAAACAAGUCUUGAAAGCUAACAAGAAGUGCCUUUGUUUGCUAAUUAAGGAUAGAAAUGAUCCUGAUUUGGGACUACAGCUCAAUGUUACACUUGCUUUAACCCUGCCCUCUGUUUGUCAAGCCCCUGCUAACAUUUCUGAAUGCCCUGCUCUUCUCCACUUGCCUCCAAAUUCACCCGAUGCUCAAGUAUUCUAUCAAAUAGGCCAUGGUUCAAGCAGCAUUGCUGGCAGUCCACGUGCAAAUGGCCCCAUGCCUUCUGUUGGAUCUAGUCCCACAGGUGCCCCUGCUGGUGCAGCAAGUGCUAAAUCUGCAGGUUGUCAUAUUGGAAAGAGAUGGUUUGGAUUAGAAGCUAUUAUUGGAGUAGUCCUCCUUUGGUCUUUAACUUCAAAUUUCUUCAUAUGAUUCUAGCUUAUUUCUGUCAUAAUAAUUAAAACUAUCAGUUAGUUAAAAGGAUGAUCCUUGUAUUCUUGCUUUACCUGUGUCUUGUUUGUCCUUUUAUUGAUAUUCACUAAUAUUUUCUCAGGAGUGA